Molecule: messenger RNA, 3756 nt
Organism: Tetrahymena thermophila SB210
Lineage: Eukaryota; Ciliophora; Oligohymenophorea; Hymenostomatida; Tetrahymenidae
Product: endo-1,4-beta-xylanase xylA, putative
Exons: 2
Source: RefSeq, a predicted model, not a curated record
AUGAAUCCUGAAUCAAACAGAUAAGAAAGGUAUUUUUCAUAGUUAAAUAUACCAAUAAGUUUAGUCAAUAUUCCUACUGGAAAAGGUAGGAGUAGCUCUAAUUUAAAUGCUAUGAUUGAUUAAAUCGAAUAGAAUCAAAUAUUGUCUCCUGUAAACAAAAAAGUACCCUAAAGCGUUUCACUUCCAAAAAAGAUAGAUAAUAUUAAAAGGAAAGAAACUAGGACAUUUUCAGUAAAAAAAAUGGUGAUAGAAGGACCUGAGAUUAAUAGUCAAAACUUAAAACAUUCACACUAAUAUGAUAUAUUAAACUCAAAUGCUAGAACUAGCACAAAUUUUAAGAUGAAAAAUGAAGAUACAAAUCAUGCCAUAUAAUAAUUUAAGAUACUAAGAGAUUAGCUAUAAAAUAAUUUUAAAAACUAAUUUGAAUCGCCAAACAAUUCCACUGCAUUACCAACUUCCUCAAUACGCUUCAUAUUUAAGGAAAAGGAAGAAUAGUAGAACGAUAGCUAAGAAGAAAAAGAGAAGCCUAAGCUGCAAUAAUUAUAAAAUGGGAUGAGAAAAUCGACUGAAGCAAUUAAAAACAGAAGAUAUCAAUCAAAUUUAAAUUAAGAUACUUUAAGUAAUGCUUCUAAUUUUUGUAUCAAUGACCAAAUGGAAAACAACUUAAAAAAGUCUUUUGCAGAAAAAAAUACAUCUAAAUAAUAAAUCAAUGGACAAAAUAACGCUUAUGGUCGAAAAUGCAUAUCUUCAAGAGAUAUAUAAUUGCCUAAUAUGCAAAAUUCUUUCUAAAUAUCUUAGUUACAAAGCUAAGAUAUUUUAAAUCCAUUAAAGUAGUAGAUGUCAAGUUUUAUAGGUUCUAAAAAUCCAAAAGAAAAUAAUGGAAAAAUUUUUUCAUUGAAUUGUACUCCAUAAAAAAAGAUCUACAGUGAAAUUGAAUAAAUGUAAAACUAAAACUAAGGUAACUAAUCUACUCAAUUAUAAACAGCCAAAAAUCCAUCUGAUAAUGAACAUAAAAAGAAUAAUGCUGGAUCUUCUGCUGCAAAUACAGCUUAUAAAAAUUAUUUAAAUCGGAUUAUUUAAAAACAAUAGCAAUUGUAUGAUAAACCUAACUAAUUUGAAUUUUCAUCAUCAGAUGGGACACCUGGAUCUAGUACAUUAAGAAAUUAUCAUUAGGCUAACAGCUUGAAUAGCACUAAAUACUUUGAUAAUACUUAGAAAAAAAGCAUUAUGCAUAACAUAUUCUUAAAAGAUAAAGAUUAAGUCAGUUUAGAAGAAUUUAGUUUGAGGUCGAAAAAGCAAGAAGCUCCUGACUCUUCUAAUGGCAAAAUAGAGCUUCCUCCAUUAAUGUUUCCAGCUUCUAAGAAAGAUUUAGAUGAUUUCUAAAAAUUGCAAAAUAAGGAUGAGUUAAGAUUCUCCAGAGAACAUAAAUAAAACUAUCAUUAUUAAGAAGAAUAUAAAGGUGCAUAAAGCACAAAUAAUAGCAUUGGUUCGCAAGAAGAUAAAGCUUAGAGAAAAAAAUAGUUCUCAAGUGUUAAUAGCCUUUCUUCCUUCUUUAAGCAUAAAUCAGAUUCCUUAAGAAUAAUGGAAUUGGUUUAGGAGAGGAACCAAAUAAUUUAAUAACAAAAGUUAAAGCAGCAGGAAGAAAAUUUUUAACACGAAAAUAAAUAAAACUAGUAAUUUGUAGAUUUAAUUAAGGAAAAUAUGAAUAACAGAUUUUCAUCACCCUAAUCAAAUAAAUUUUAGAACAAAGGUAGAAAAGCUUAAUCUUAAGCUAUAAUUGUUACAGAUGUUUCUGAAAUAAUUAAACAUCGCCAAAAUCCUAGUAUAACUAACUUACCAUUACAAAAUCAGGUAUCUCCAUAAAGAGGAUCCUAAUAGUUAAUAUAGAUUCCCUCAAAACUAUAAAAUACUAUUACAAAUAUAGCUAUAAAUAAUAAUGGGGAUUUCCGAUUUUAAUCACCUUAAGCCACAUUUACUCAAUUCAAAAUUAAAAAAUAAAAAACUGAUUUCAAUAAAGGAUCAUUAACUCUAAAAUCUAUUGGGAGCCAUUAAAACUUUGAUAUAGAUAGUGAUGAAUUAAUAUCAUAACAAUAAAAAGCUUAACAUGUUGAAACAUGUGAAAAGGAGCUUGCCAAAGAAACUAAUUUUGUAGAUUAUUUGCAAUAAAAAAAGAUUUAUAUAAGAUAAGGUUUAGAAUAAUUUUUGAGAGAUAGGCCUAGAGUUUUUAAAAACAUUUUAAGAAAUUGUCUUAUGGAUUAAGAACAAUUUGUGUUUUUUAUGAUGAGCUUUAUUUAAUUUUGCAUAGAUGAUAUGUUUGAUGAAUUCAAAAAGGAAUAUUAUAUAAAAUUAGCAUAAAACAACAGAGCAAACGAUAGAAUAAGUCUCAUAAACAUUCCAUGUAAUUCAGUUGUUGAGUCAGAGAGUACUCAGUUUAAAUUUGGAUAAAAAAUCCCAGAAGAAAUAAUGAAAUAAGUAAUUGAUGUAAUAGUAAAUUGUUUGCAGAAAUAAUCAAAAGAAAUAAAAAAAUAAUCAAGUAUAGAGGAAUUUCAUAUUGAUAACGUUGAAUAAGAACUAUAAAAAUAGCCACUUUAAUAAAGAAAAUCAUAAGAAAGCUAUAAUGGAGAAAAUGAUGAAUAAUCGUAUAUCAAACAAGGUUUGGAUAGAUUUUUUAAAAAGAUUUAGAGUAAUGUAGAAAAAUAUAUACUCCCUUAAACGUUGAUAGAUAAAUUAGGAGGAUUUGUUAGAUUAAGACUGCUCCUAGUUGCUGGUGUAAAGACGUUUAAUAACUAUAUAAAUAAUGCAAGCAAAAUGAGUUACGUUGAAGAAGAUGAUGAUAAUUUAAUAGACAAGUAUCUUAUGCCCUUUUUCUGUGCCUUAAUAAAUGAAGAUAGAGAGACUAUUUAAAUGCAAAUCGGUAUUUUUAAGCAGUAUAAACAUUCAUUAAGCCACUAUGACUUUUUUUCAAUUAAAAAAAUUUUUUGGGACACCCUUAACACAAUUAAGUUGGAUCCAAAACUGAGAAACUAAGUAAUUUUAAGCUUUGAAAAUAUUCGUUCUGAAUUCUUUGAUAAUCCAUUUGAAAAGAGAUUGAAAGAAUUAGGACAAUCUAUGAUGAAAAGUUACGAGCUUUGCAAUUAUUUUAGAAAUCCCAAUCCAGCUGAUAACUAAAUUUUUCUUGCCACACUCUUGCCUGUACUUUACAAAAAUGUUCCAUAUUAGAAUUUUUAUUAAGCAAAUUAACAGCGCCUUAAAUUCUCUCUUAACGAUAGAUUUUUCGAUCAUUUACAAAAAUUCUUAUUAGAGGAGUUGAAAGAAACAGAUAGUAAAUCAAUUUUAGAUCUAUAGAUUCGUAUUUCUAAGUUACGUAUAAGAGCAGGUGUUACUUACAAUUUCUUUUAAAUAAUAAAUGAAGAUUCAGAAACAUUCUUUUCUAAUAUUUUCCCAUUCUUAUCUAAUUGGAUAUAAAAAUACAAUUUAACACAAAUGGAUUCAAAAGCUCAAGAUUUCAAAUUCUUAGAAAUAUUUAUAAAACUAUGUUUAAAUAAGCAAGACUACUAUUCUCUCAUGGAUAGCGAGCCUUGUUUGAUGCAUUAUGUUGUAAAUGAAUUCAUGAUUUCUUUCUGGAUAAAAGGAAUAUCAGCAUAUUUCGAAGAUAAAUAGGUAAGCAAAAGCUAAUACAUUCAUCUAAUUAACUUUUUAAGUCAAUAUUUGCUAUUCAAAAAAGAAGAAAAUCCUUAAAAAUAAAACAAAAAUUGA